Molecule: messenger RNA, 1773 nt
Organism: Lycium barbarum (goji berry)
Lineage: Eukaryota; Viridiplantae; Streptophyta; Magnoliopsida; Solanales; Solanaceae
Product: zinc finger protein ZAT9-like
Exons: 1
Coding region: 233-1594 (453 amino acids)
Source: RefSeq, a predicted model, not a curated record
UCUUUGAUUCAGAAUCUUGAUUCCCACUUCAUAUUACAGCUUCUUGAUCUGGCUUUAGUUGGUUGUCCUGUUUCUACUCUGUUCCCUUAGAGAGCUCUUUUCUUGUUGGUCUACUAGAAUGACAUAUAAAGUUUUGGCAUUUGGAGUUUGUGAGGAAUACUAGUGAGAAGCUGGACUUUUUCUUGAUCAUCUGAUCCAAUUCUUGUUUAUUUUUUUCCUCAAUUUAUAUUUAAUGGGAGAAGAUCAAGAAGUGAAACAUGUGUGCAAGUUGUGUAACAAAAGAUUCCCAUGUGGUAGAUCUUUGGGGGGUCACAUGAGGUCUCAUUUGAUCAAUGAAAAGCAUAGCAAAAAGAAGCAGCUUGAUUCUAUCAGGAAUGGUGAUUUUAGUGAAGGUGUUUAUGUGCUGAGGGAGAAUCCCAAGAAGACUUCAAAGGUAAGUGAAGAUACUUUGCUUACCAAUGAGAAGAGAAUUUGCAAAGAAUGUGGAAAAGGCUUCCUAUCUUGGAAAGCCUUAUUUGGCCACAUGAAGUGCCACUCAACAAGAAUCUCAUCAAAGAACAGUGUGGAAGAAGAUUCUUGGAAUACCCAAUCUGAUAGUAAUAAGAAGAAAAGAUCAACAUCAACAAGGAUCAUGAAAAGGUACAUGGCUGCUGCUACAACUUCCUCCACUUUAACUGUUUCUACUAAUAACUCCGAGCAAGAAGAGGAAGUUGCUAUGAGUUUGAUAAUGCUCUCAAGAGAUGUAGCAAAUUGGGUUCCUCUAAAUGAGUGUUCUGAUGCUAAUUCUCAGUUUCUGCAAACUCAAUCACAUAUACUAACUCAUCAAAAGAAGAGCUCCAACUCUAUGGAUGGUGAAUUUGUCAAACUGAAGAAUGUCAGAAAUGGGAAGGCAGAGCAAAAUAUUAGAGCUUCUGGGAUUCCAAAAGAAGUUCCAACUGAUAAAUUUCUUGGAGAUAACAAAGAGAAAGAGACAAUUGUAGAUAAUGGAUAUAGAACUGAAGUUGAAUUUCCCAACAAGUUAGUCAAGUUAAAGAUUGAUUCUGAUCAGAAAGAAAAUUAUAGCAAGAAAAGGAGCUUUGAAAAAAAUGUUUAUGAUUGUGAGCAGAAAUUCAAAUUCGAGUGUACUAGUUGCAAAAAGACAUUCCACUCUUACCAAGCUCUUGGAGGUCACAAAGCCGGCCACAAAAAGCUUAAAGGCUGUGAAAACAGUAAUAUUAGCAUUGUACACUUGCAAAAUCAAGCUGCUGACAGCAAGCUUAUCAAGAAUUUCAGCAAUGAUACUACUAUCGAUGAAUCGGGGGAAAAAGUUGAGGCAAAUUGUGUUACCACGAAGCAAAAGGGGCAUGAGUGCCCAAUUUGCUUCAAGAUUUUCCAAUCAGGCCAAGCUUUAGGUGGUCAUAAGAGAUCCCACUUGAUUGCUGAAGCCAAAAACAACGGUAUUCGAGCAGUUGAAAUACAUAAGCCAAUACCAGAAAUCAGAGACUUCCUGGAUCUCAACCUGCCUGCUCCUGUUGAAGAAGAGCAUAUUGAGUUCCAGCCAUGGUGGAUUGGAAGCAGCCAUAAACAUGAUCAACUAGUUGGCCUACUAUCUUAACUCAUCCAAGUGUAUAGAUUUAUUAAUUCUUUACAUAAUUGAAGUGUUCAAUUCACCAUUUAGCUCCAUUAGCUUCUAAGCACCAUUCUACAUCUUUUAUCCAUUUUUAGUUAGAGAAUGAAAAUCUUAUCUUUACUAGAUAAAAGCUUCUUUUAAAUACAUUUUAACUUCUACUUGAA